AUGACUUCUCGAAUGUCAAAAGACAUUGUGAAUUCUUGUGCAAAUGAAACGGUGAAUGCAAUUAUUGAAGACUUGAACGGAGAUUACUUUGGGAUAUUGGUUGAUGAGUCCCUAAGGAUAUACAUGCCAAAAGUCAUUGAAAGAAGCGAUCUAUUCUUUGCUUUUAGACCAUUCUUUGGUCGAUCUCAAAUACGGGGACAAGGUUAUGAUGGAGCUAGUAACAUGCAAGGAGAAAUUAAUGGUCUUAAAACUCUUAUUCUGAAAGAUAAUUCUUCGGCAUAUUGCGUACAUUGCUUUGCUCAUCAAUUGCAAUUGACUCUUGUAGCCGUUGCAAAAAAACAUCAUGAUGUGAAUAAUUUUUUUGACAUUCUUGCCAAUGUUUUAAAUAUCGUUGGAGGUUCUUUUAAGCGUAGGGAGAUGCUUCGAGAUGAUCAAUUUGAAAAAUUAGAGGAAUUACUAGUGCUCGGUGAAGUUCAUACGGGAAGUGGAUUAAAUCAAGAACUUGGACUUCAAAGGCCUGGUGAUACCCGUUGGGGAUCUCAUUUUAAGACGGUACGUAACUUCAUUUCCUUAUUCUCAUCAAUUGUGCAUGUACUUGGAGUUCUUGCAAAUGAGGGUGCAAAUUAUCAUGAGAAAGCAAAGGCAAAAGUCUAG
This is a messenger RNA of Lycium ferocissimum, 654 nucleotides long. RefSeq lists its product as uncharacterized. The coding region runs from base 1 to 654 and encodes 217 amino acids. Lineage: Eukaryota; Viridiplantae; Streptophyta; Magnoliopsida; Solanales; Solanaceae. The record is from RefSeq and is a predicted model, not a curated record. The transcript is spliced from 2 exons.